Micropterus salmoides (largemouth bass) is the source of this 2366-nucleotide messenger RNA. It is a transcript of the gene banf1, whose product is annotated as BAF nuclear assembly factor 1. The record is from RefSeq and is a predicted model, not a curated record. Bases 167 to 439 code for a protein of 90 amino acids. NCBI's taxonomy places the organism in Eukaryota, Metazoa, Chordata, Actinopteri, Centrarchiformes, Centrarchidae. Gene Ontology annotation, molecular function: DNA binding. The transcript is spliced from 3 exons.
UACACUGCCGUAAAUCCAUUUGAAGAAGAAGAAGACAAAGAAGCAGGCGCGUUGCAUUGUGGUCGCUGGGGCGCCAGGACAGAAACAGAAGCUACGGUGAUAUUCAGCCUGGACAGGACAUUAACGGUUCAGUAGUUGGUGAUCAGUGACCACACACAAAGCGGCCAUGUCGUCGACAUCCCAAAAACAUAAAGAUUUUGUGGCCGAACCCAUGGGCGAGAAGUCUGUGAUGGCUCUUGCAGGCAUUGGAGAGGUCCUUGGAAGAAGACUGGAGGAGAAAGGUUUUGACAAGGCGUACGUUGUCCUCGGGCAGUUUCUAGUGCUAAAGAAAGACGAGGAACUUUUCCGGGACUGGCUGAAGGACACUUGCAGCGCAAAUACCAAACAACAAGGUGACUGCUAUGGCUGUCUUAAAGAAUGGUGUGACGCCUUCCUAUAAAGCAUUCAGUCAUUGUUUUCUACUUCUGAAGUCCAAUCUGUACAUUACCUCUUCAGUGAUCUUGAUUCAAUUUGGCUACACCAUAUGAUGAACUGACAUUGUACACAUGAAUGAGUUUUUUUAACUUGUUUUUAAUUGUUUUGAAUGUUUUGAGCCCAAAAUAGAAUUCACACACGCCCUCGUCAUGUCAGUCUAAAUAGUUGCCAACUCUUUCUCUCUUUUAAAUUGUUGGUAAACUAGUAGGAUGGCUGGGUAAUCCUUCUGCCUGUAACAUCUGCUCACUGUCAGUAGCCUUUUUUACUGUGGACAUUUUGACUUGACCUAGUAGUAAAAGAAUACUUGUUCCUAAUAACAUUAAUGAUGGCUCUUUGCUAUAUAGGUUUUGCAGAAAGUUGUCACUGUGCCUCCCAACACAUCAGCCGGGCUUUGACACAGGGACACGUACAUGUAAUGCAGUCUUGUUUUAGUAUGCCUGUGUUUAACAAGUCAAAAUGUCUAUAGAGAAGGUUUAGACUGUCUAUUUUCCAGUUUUAAGAAGAAAACUGCUCAUGGUCGUAAUAUUCAGAUUGACCUAGAUCAUUGCAAUGCUGCAUAUACUUUCUGUUGAGGUUUGAAUUUUAAAUGUUUGAUUCAUCCAUUGUUGGUCAUGUACUGAUAUUUUACCUUUUUAUAAGCUAAACAUGACUAGUUUGUUCUAUGUUUAAACCUUCUAACACCAAAAAAUUGUAUGUUUCAAGUCAGCGCUAGUUUUCCAGACUAAUAUUUGUACCCACAUUCAACUCUUGGGCUUCUUCGCCUGUUGUUUUUUAAAAGUCAUGGGAAAGUUGAUGGAAGCUGUACUUGUUUUUUGUUUUGUUUUGUUAAAUACCACAGCCUAUCACAGUUUAGUAUCAUGUACGUCCACCAACAAUAUUUAAAGAAUUUCUUGAAGAGGUGGAUUGUCGGUUUUGAAGUGGCUUGCAGAGGAUGUAACUGAUUUUUAUGUGACACACAAAAACAUAACCUCAAAACUAAUGUGACACUGGUCUUAGCAGAGCGCUUUUUUUAAAUUACAAAACUUAACUUUUGAACCUGCAAAUAAACAAGCGGCACAGCCAGACCCCCACAUCUGGUCUGUUCAAAGCAGUUUGAACCUGAAGAUGGAAAAUGUAUAUAAAUAAAGAACAAACUCAAACACUGUCAAACACGUGUCGGUCUAUUGCUGAUGAGUGGGCUGCAGCCUUUACAGUAAAAAAAAAUGUGUCUACUAGAUUAGCCAGACAAUGCUUAGAUUAAUAUGACUUGGCCUUUGUGCUUAAAAGGCUCCCAUGAUGUAAAGUUUCUUUUUGAUUAAACUGAGUUAUAAGGCAACCAUCUAAAAAAAAAAACAAUAACCAAUGAUGCAGUAAAUCCAUCAGCGCCCUGUUCAUUAACAUUUAAGAGUAUUUGAUAUGCUGUACUUGUACGAUGGAAUGUAUUUGAAGCUUCAGUAGAAGUUCAUAUCAUCAAAUCAUAAACCCAACAAGAGUGAGCCAAAGCCCAUCCAGUCUAUUACCUGACUUUGUCUUUUACGUCUAUACAGGAAAAAUUAAAUCACUGAUCUUAAGUAUCCACUUGCUUUAGAUGAAGCUGUGCCACCUACAGUGUAUAUUUUUGUAACACCAACAACUGUUGUUUAGGUUAGGUCUUGGCUGAGCUUGAUAUUAACGUUGACUUUCUUUCUAAACAUGAGAUGCCUUUAAUGCGUGCUAGAUUUAAUAUUUUAUUUAGUUAGACAAACUAUAAAAUGUGCAGUAGUGCAUGUCCAGGCGGUGUCAUGUAAUCUUCCACACAUCACCAGCUGUUUGAAGAUGUGCUUUUUGUCGGCUGAUGCUUUGUCAUUUGACUGUAAAAACCCUUCAGUUUUUAUAUUGCUGUGUAUUAUAAAAAUAAAAGGUAAAGUACCAGA